AUGAACUUAUUUCUCCUACUGAUGAGUCUUUAUCUGCUUGGAUCUGCCAGCGGAGCAUCAGGUGACCCUGAUAAGCCCCCUGGCUCUGUGGUUCAUCAAGCUGCAGUUAAGAAAUUUUCAGGCGAGCACACCGCUGUGAGUGAGCAUGUUGCAAGUGAACACUCCUCCAGUGAGCAGCCCUCCGACGAACAGGCUUCCAGCGAACAGGCCUCCAGUGACCAGGCCUCCAGUGACCAGGCCUCCAGUGACCAGGCUUCAGGUGAACAGGCUUCGGGGGAACAGGCUUCAGGUGAACAGGCUGCGAGUGAACAGUCUUCGGGUGAAGAGGUUUCGAGUGAUUCAGGAAGCCCCGCAGUAGAUUGCCACACAUGCUCUUAUAUGAACGAUGCAGGAAAAUGUCUUCGUGGAGAGGGUGUCUGUACCACUCAGAAUUCCCAGCAGUGCAUGUUAAAGAAGAUCUUUGAAGGUGGAAAACUUCAAUUCAUGGUUCAGGGAUGUGAGAACAUGUGUCCAUCUAUGAGCCUCUUCUCCCAUGGAACCAGGAUGCAUAUCAUAUGCUGUCGGAGUGAACCUUUCUGCAACAAGCUCUAG
Messenger RNA from Molossus molossus (Pallas's mastiff bat), 591 nucleotides. It is a transcript of the gene ACRV1, whose product is annotated as acrosomal vesicle protein 1. Bases 1 to 591 code for a protein of 196 amino acids. The transcript has 6 exons. Lineage: Eukaryota; Metazoa; Chordata; Mammalia; Chiroptera; Molossidae. The record is from RefSeq and is a predicted model, not a curated record.